Messenger RNA from Andrographis paniculata, 1767 nucleotides. Its product is annotated as beta-fructofuranosidase, insoluble isoenzyme 1-like. Gene Ontology annotation, molecular function: hydrolase activity, hydrolyzing O-glycosyl compounds. The record is from RefSeq and is a predicted model, not a curated record. The coding region runs from base 6 to 1538 and encodes 510 amino acids. Gene Ontology annotation, biological process: carbohydrate metabolic process. The transcript is spliced from 5 exons. Lineage: Eukaryota; Viridiplantae; Streptophyta; Magnoliopsida; Lamiales; Acanthaceae.
GACCGAUGUAUUACAACGGAGUCUACCAUCUGUUCUACCAAUACAACCCAAAAGGCGCUGUCUGGGGCAACAUCGUGUGGGCCCACUCGGUCUCUCGGGACCUCGUGUCCUGGGAGCGCCUGGAAAACGCCAUCUACCCGUCCCGGACCUUCGACGCCUACGGCUGCUGGUCGGGCUCCGCUACCAUCGUCGCCGGAAAACCCGUCAUCCUCUACACCGGAAUCAUCGACGGCGCCAAUACCCAGGUCCAGAACUACGCCAUACCCGCCAACCUAUCCGACCCGUAUCUCCGGGUAUGGGUCAAACCCGACAACAACCCCCUCAUCAAACCCGACCCGUAUAUCAACAAGACCGCCUUCCGCGAUCCCACCACCGCCUGGAAGGCCGCCGACGGCCGGUGGCGCCUCUCCCUCGGCGGCCGGUGGGGCCACCGCGGCAUCGCCUAUUUGUACCGGAGUAAGGACUUCGUGCGGUGGCUCAAGGCAGAGCAACCGCUGCACACGACGGCCGGGACCGGGAAUUGGGAGUGCCCGGACUUUUUUCCGGUGGCGGUUUCCGGCGAGAGCGGUUUGGAUACUUCGGCUGCCGGGGCGCACGUGAGGCACGUGAUGAAGGUCAGCCUGGACGUAACGAGAUACGAGUAUUACACGAUUGGGAGUUAUGAAAAUGACAAAUAUACCCCUGGCAAGGAUAUGAUCGAUGGAUGGAAUGGCUUGAGGUAUGAUUAUGGAAACUUCUAUGCCUCCAAGACAUUCUUCGAUCCGAAAAAGAAUCGAAGAAUCUUGUGGGGUUGGGCGAACGAGUCGGAUAGCAUGGCCGAUGAUGUCGAAAAAGGUUGGGCCGGGAUUCAGCUAAUCCCGCGUAAGGUAUGGUUGGAUCCGAGUGGGAAGCAAUUGCUACAAUGGCCGGUCGAAGAAAUAAAAAAAUUGAGGGGAAAGAAGAUCGAGAUAAAGAAUAAAAAGCUCGAGAAAGGGAGAAUAAUCGAGAUAAAAAAUAUUACCUCCGCUCAAGCAGACGUCGAGGUGGUUUUUUCAUUUAAUAGUUUGGACAAAGCUGAACCGUUCGACCCAAAGUGGGAUCGAUACGACGCACAAAAGCUUUGCGGCAAGAAGGGCUCAACCGUACAUGGCGGAUUAGGACCGUUCGGACUUGCGACACUCGCGUCUAAAAAGCUCGAAGAGUUUACGCCGGUCUUCUUCCGCGUAUUCAAGGAUCAAUCGAAGCACAUUGUCCUCAUGUGCUCUGAUGCAUCGAGGUCAUCGUUGAAAGACGGGAAGGGAUCAUACCGGCCAUCGUUCGCCGGAUUCAUCGACGCCGAUUUGUCCAAGAAGAAGCUGUCCCUCCGGAGCUUGAUCGACAAUUCUGUGGUUGAGAGCUUUGGCGAAGGAGGAAAAACUUGCAUUUCGUCGAGGGUUUAUCCAACUCUUGCAGUGUACGAGAAUGCACAUUUAUAUGUAUUCAACAAUGGCUCAGAGAAUGUCCAGAUCGACACCCUUCGGGCAUGGUCCAUGAACAGACCUAAGAACAUGAACCAGUGAUCAACAAAUUAUUACACAAAAAAAUUAAAUUAAGUUAUUACACAAAAUAGAUAUUUGAUUUUCUUUUUGUUAUUUUUUUUUCUUUAUUUUAAGUUCUGAAUAAUUUGUAUUGGGCCCGAUGAUUAUAGCUACUGGGCCCAUUAAUUUUCGGGGUAUAUUACUUCGAGGAUAGGCCCGUAUUGAAGUCGGGGCUAUAAUUUUAUAUACAUUAAGGGUAUGUUCGUUUGUA